Etheostoma spectabile (orangethroat darter) is the source of this 4385-nucleotide messenger RNA. It is a transcript of the gene tmem161b, whose product is annotated as transmembrane protein 161B. Bases 243 to 1721 code for a protein of 492 amino acids. The record is from RefSeq and is a predicted model, not a curated record. NCBI's taxonomy places the organism in Eukaryota, Metazoa, Chordata, Actinopteri, Perciformes, Percidae. The transcript has 12 exons.
UCCCAGAGUUUUAGCGUGACCUCUACUGCAGUUGAAAACACUUGGGAGCGGAGGUUGAAUCCAUUUAUUUUUGACGAUGUAAACCAUCUCUGCAAGGAUACAGUGACACUUUGAAUGAGAAACCCCUUCAUUGUGUGCAUAUCCAUCGCAAGAAGGGCUUAUGUGCUCCUCGCCGCUUGAUUUCCGACUCGGGGUGCUCAGUGUUGUUGGGGUAGAGUCCGUUUCAGCUGCACUGCAUCAACAUGGGUGUGAUCGGUGUGCAGCUGGUGGUUACCAUGGUAAUGGCCAGUGUAAUUCAGAAAAUCAUACCUCAUUAUUCCUUUGCAAGAUGGCUACUCUGCAGUGGCAGUCUGCGGUGGUAUCAGCACCCUACGGAAGAUGAGUUGAGGAGCUUAGCUGGGAAACAAAAAGGACAGAAGAAGAAAGACAGGAAGUACAAUGGUCACAUAGACAAUAAGCCACUAACCGUUCCCAAGGACAUAGACUUACAGCUGGAGACGAAAUGCAUCACAGAGGUCGACACAUUAGCGUUGCACUACUUCCCAGAGUUCCAGUGGCUGGUGGAUUUCACAGUAGCGGCAACUGUGGUCUAUCUGAUAACGGAACUCUACUACAGUGUGGCUCAGCCCUCGGGAGAGAUGAACAUCAGUGUGGUCUGGUGCCUGCUAGUACUCGCUUUUGUCAUUAAGACCCUUUUCUCUCUAACGGCCCACUACUUCAAGCUGGAGGAAGGAGGGGAACGUUCACUCUGCAUUACUUUUGCUUUCUUCUUUUUUGUCAAAGCCAUGGCCAUUCUCAUUGUCACUGAAAACUACCUGGAGUUCGGUUUGGAGACAGGUUUUGCAAACUUCUCUGACAGUGCUCUACAGUUUCUGGAGCACCAGGGCUUAGAGUCCCAGGGUCCCAUAUCUAAACUCACCUUCAAGCUGAUCCUGGCCCUACUGUGCUCCCUGAUUGGAGCAUUUCUAACUUUCCCUGGUCUACGAUUGGCCCAGAUGCACCUAGAUGCACUCAAUCUGACCACAGCCAAAUUUACACAGACUCUGCUUCAUAUCAACUUCCUGUCCCCUCUUAUCAUGGUCCUGUUGUGGGUGAAGCCCAUUACCAAGGACUACCUAAUUAACCCCACCCUGGAGAAGGAGAAUGUGCCUUUGAUGACUGAGGAUACAUACGAUACGCUGCGAUUAUGGGCCAUCAUACUGAUGUGUAUACUCCGGCUCGCUAUGAUGAGACAUCAUUUGCAGGCCUACCUCAACCUGGCCCAGAAGGGCGUGGACCAGAUGAAGAAGGAAGCAGGGCGGAUAAGUACCGUUGACCUGCAGAAGAUGGUUGCACGUGUUUUUUACUACUUGUGUGUAAUUGCCCUACAGUAUGUGGCACCACUGGUGAUGCUGCUGCACACAACUUUGCUGCUAAAAACUUUAGGUGGACACUCUUGGUGGGUCUAUCCGGAAGAAGACCUGCCUUGCGUCUAUGAAAUGAACUCUGACUCUGUGAUGGGGGCGGCACCAGUAGCAGCCCCAACACCAGCUUCAGUGGUAGAAACAGGAGCCCGGGCGUCAGUCGCCCAGCUGUCAGUGGCCUUGGGAGGCCUGCGGACUGUCUUCAGCCCCUUGCUUUUCCGGGGCCUCUUCUCUUUCUUUACUUGGUGGAUUGCUGCAUGCCUCUUCUCCACCUCACUCUUUGGCCUCUUUUACCAUCAGUAUCUCAUGGCGGCAUAGCAUCACCAACCCCAUAGUGGCAGCCAGACUCCCACAGGGCUGCUGCAUGUUCAAUCUGAUCAAAAAGGACUGAGUGGGGGCAACAGAGGCCUAUUGAUGACUCUGCUCCACAACUCCUCCUUCCCUCCCUCCCUCUUUCCCUCCCUUUGACCAACUCGACAACAACUGACCAUAUCAUUAGAGCUCCUGGUUCAACCUCCAGUGCUUCCUCCACAGAUGAGUCUGUGAACUCUUGUCAUUGUUUUUACUACAACAAUCACUACCUUUUUUUUUUAAUUUUAAAAAGCAAGAUUUAUAAAUCUUAAUAACAGACUAAAGAAGAAUAUUAUUUGGUGUCAGUGGUGUAUUGGCAGAAUAAUGCUAAAUUGUUCUAGUUUGCUGUGGGAAAUAUGGCUGAUAUGAGGUAAGAUUACGCACCUCAGAUGAUGAUUGCAAUUAAUUUUACAUGUUGAAAUGUGGUGUUGCAGUUCCACCAGUGUUAGGGGAGAGUUUAAUUAAUGUUGUUAAUAUUUCUUUGCAACUGAUCUCAUGUUGUGAGUUUGAUCCAUCAACAUCUUCAGAAAUAUGAUUUUAUUUUUUACCUCGGAACGUCCUAAAUGCAGCCUCCUAUAUCUUUGUGCGUGUACUGACGUGCACAGAGUUGAUUUCAGUCCAUUAUCUUCCUAUUUAAAUCAUUUUAUUUUCAGUGCUCACUGAUGUUUCUUUAGGCUAGUAUUGGUAAAGAAUAACAUUGCAGAGUUAUCCAGGAACCACUAGGGGCGGUACUCUGCAUGACUUGGUGCAGUUUGGUUGGUACUUACUGUAUGUGCAAGGCCUUGACAUUAGGAGUCAUGCAGCCAUCUAUAUUCCAGUAUGUAUUACAGUCCAUGAUAGGGCUAAUUUUCCACAGUGAUACAUUGUAAAGAAGCUACAUUUAGGUGAAAAAAUAUCAUUGAAUCUGGAGAUGUCCUUGGAUGCUAAUGUGUGAUUUGCCUAAAAUCACCCCCUGUUUCCCACAUUUUGGGGAAGUUAACAACUGACAUUUGUGUCCCAUGUGCGUGUUUUGAUCAACAUUUGUUUUUAAGCAAAAUUGCCUGUUUUACUCACAUGUCUAUAAUCCAUUGCCACGGACCACAGAAGUGUCUAAAAUAGUCUUAAAAAGUCUCUGUCUGUAGGAGGGGGGGGGGCAGCCUGUUCCCAGAAUGGCUGUCAGCUAAACGGGGUCCUAGGGUGGACAACUGAAGAAAAGCUGUACCUGAAGUGGAGAUGUUAAACUCAUGGGGAGACAUCUCAUUGACUUGAAGUUGAUGUAUUUAAAUGUUUAUUCUGCGUCAUUACCGCCCUGGUUUUAACUGAGCCAUUUUAGAAGUUAUGAGAGAAUUUGAACCUCUUUUUUUCUGAGCAGCAGAGAGGAUUUAAAGGGAGGACAGCACUGAGGGCUCAGUCAAGAUAUGUGCUAGUGUCUGUGUGUCUGUCUGCAUGUAUAGGAUCUCUGCUGUAGGUCAGCUGUAAUCUGAAAGGGCAUUGUGAUAAUGAAGAGAUGAUGUCACCUACUGUUGAUAAGCUACCGCCUUUAUGUUCUGCUUGCUUUAUUUUUUACUUUGACCCAUCCAUUGCUUUUUAACUCAUCUGAGAACAAACAGUUGUUUGUUUGUUUUCUAAUGGAUCAAAUUGUGAAUUUUGUAAAAGUUUAGAUUUUUAAAAUGGUGCCAUGCGAGUCUGUUUCCCUGUCCCAAUGGCUAUAGAUUAGGUGUCUGCUAGUGUUUGGAACUAUAACUGGACUACAUCGCUGUGGCCUUCUGUUUUCUCUAAUUCCAUCUUCAUAAGGAGGGAAUCACAAGCCCUGGUUCGCAACAAGACUUAACGGAAUUAACUGUCUUUGCAUACUGUUGUACUGCAUACUCUUUGGUGGGUAAAUGUAUGCCCAGUCGUUGUGCUAAAUUAUACACCGGGCGAAUAUGAUUGUCCAGUCCAUUCAGGAAUGUAGGUACGUGGUGCCAGAUUAAUGACAGAAUACACAAUAUUGUAUUUCUCUGGCUUUGUUUUCAUUAUUAUAUUAUAGAGCUGUACUUAGGGUACUACAAAAUCAAACCGCACCAUAUCACAUUCUUUAGCUCCUAAUGUCAAAAGUUUUAGCUUCGGUUUUGUCUGUUUCAAAAGAUGGGGAAUAUGCACAAUAUGAAUGUAUCUAUCCUGCCUAAUUUCUAAAUUGUUUUCAUGAAAAUGAUUAAUUUGACACCCCUUGCCCUUCCUGAACUCUUUACCUGUCUACUACCAUCUGUUUAAUUUACCUUUCAAACUAAAUCUAAUUUGUCUUAAUGACUAUUUGUAUUGAUUGAUUUAUCUUUGUUUUUGUAUUUAUAACACAUGUCGAGGCCUGUAAACAUUUCUAACUCUGACAGCAAACAAUUUAUUUUGUUAUUGGAGAGUGUGAUGACUUAAAUCAGUUUUGAAGACGUGUUUGACAAAUCAUUUACAGAUUAACCUUUUUUAAUGGUCUGGUCCGUUAAGAAGUAGCUGGGAUACUUUCAGAAUUCAGUGACCUGAUGAGGCAAUGUUUCUUCUUUGUUACCACUGAAAGUGUUUAUUAUUCAUUGUUGAGUUCACAAAGUAAAUCACAUUGUUCUUUCAUGUAUUUAUUUCUGCUUUAGAUUUUGUCUUAAAUAAAUUAUGUUCUUUACUAUG